AUGCCGGCUGUGUCGAAAGGAGAUGGAAUGCGCGGAUUAGCCGUUUUCAUUUCGGACAUAAGGAAUUGUAAAAGCAAGGAAGCCGAAAUCAAGCGGAUCAAUAAAGAACUGGCCAACAUUCGCUCCAAAUUUAAAGGGGACAAAGCUCUGGAUGGCUACAGCAAGAAGAAAUAUGUCUGCAAGCUGCUCUUCAUCUUCCUGCUUGGCCAUGACAUUGACUUUGGACACAUGGAGGCGGUAAACCUGCUGAGUUCCAACAAGUAUACAGAAAAACAGAUCGGCUACCUGUUCAUCUCAGUACUGGUCAACAGCAAUAGCGAACUGAUCCGUCUGAUUAACAAUGCCAUCAAAAAUGACCUGUCCAGCCGCAACCCAACUUUCAUGUGCUUGGCACUUCACUGUAUUGCCAAUGUGGGCAGUCGUGAAAUGGCCGAGGCCUUUGCCAGUGAAAUCCCCCGCAUCUUGGUUGCUGGUGAUACAAUGGACAGUGUGAAGCAGUCAGCUGCCCUGUGUCUGCUGCGCCUCUAUAAAACUUCCCCGGACUUAGUGCUGAUGGGAGAAUGGACAUCCCGUGUGGUACACCUUCUCAAUGACCAACACAUGGGUGUGGUAACAGCAGCCAUUUCUCUUAUUACCUGUUUGAGCCAGAAGAAUCCAGAUGAGUUCAAGACAUGUGUUUCCCUGGCAGUGUCUCGACUCAGCAGGAUUGUCUCAUCAGCCUCCACUGACCUGCAAGAUUACACCUACUACUUUGUCCCAGCACCAUGGCUCUCUUGUAAACUUCUGCGCCUGCUGCAAUGCUACCCUCCACCCGAAGAUGGCGCGGUGAAGGGUCGUUUGGUGGAGUGUCUGGAAACCAUCCUUAACAAGGCACAGGAACCACCUAAAUCAAAGAAAGUACAGCACUCUAAUGCCAAGAAUGCUAUCCUCUUUGAGGCAAUCUCUCUUAUCAUCCACUACGACAGUGAGCCAAAUCUGCUGGUGCGAGCCUGUAACCAGCUGGGUCAGUUCCUGCAGCAUCGGGAGACUAACCUGCGCUACUUGGCUUUGGAAAGCAUGUGUACUCUGGCCAGCUCAGAGUUUUCUCAUGAAGCAGUCAAGACACACAUUGAAACUGUCAUAAAUGCACUCAAGACUGAGCGGGAUGUUAGUGUUCGACAAAGAGCAGCAGAUCUGCUGUACGCCAUGUGUGAUCGCAGUAAUGCCAAGCAGAUAGUAGCUGAGAUGCUCAGCUACCUUGAGACAGCCGACUACUCCAUCAGAGAGGAAAUGGUGCUCAAAGUGGCUAUCCUGGCCGAAAAGUAUGCUGUUGAUUACUCCUGGUACGUCGACACUAUUCUUAACCUCAUCCGCAUCGCUGGCGAUUAUGUCAGUGAAGAAGUAUGGUACCGUGUCAUCCAGAUCGUCAUCAACCGUGAUGAUGUGCAAGGCUACGCUGCCAAGACCGUCUUUGAGGCCUUGCAAGCCCCAGCAUGUCAUGAAAACAUGGUGAAAGUUGGAGGCUAUAUUCUUGGAGAGUUUGGUAACCUCAUUGCAGGUGACCCCCGUUCCAGCCCACUGGUCCAGUUCAACCUUCUUCACUCAAAGUUCCACCUAUGCUCUGUACCCACUCGUGCCCUUCUGCUGUCAGCCUACAUCAAGUUUAUCAACUUGUUCCCAGAGACCAAGGCCACUAUCCAGGAGGUUCUUCGCUGUGACAGUCAGAUUCGCAACUCUGACGUAGAGCUGCAGCAACGUGCCGUCGAGUAUUUGAAGCUAUCUUCUAUUGCCAGCACAGAUGUAUUGGCCACUGUUCUGGAGGAGAUGCCUCCUUUCCCUGAGAGGGAGUCUUCAAUCUUGGCUAAGCUUAAGAAGAAGAAGGGGCCCGGUGCAGUGUCUGUGACAGACCUGGAGGACAGCAAACGGGAAGGUGGAGAGCUGAACGGAGGUAGCGAAAGGGGCCAAGACCCAUCAGCCAUGUCAACUCCAUCACCGUCAGCAGACCUUCUUGGAAUUCGAGCAGGACCUCCUGUUGGUGCCGCUCCAACCAGUGCUGGCAGCCUGUUGGUGGAUGUGUUCUCUGAAGCUGGGCCAACGGCACCCUCUGCAGCAGUGAAUGACGACGGCUUCCUAAGAGAUCUGGAACAGCCCACCGAGACCUCUGACUCCCUUUUGGUGGAGGGUUCUGGUGACUCGGACUCUGCUCCUCCUUCUGAGGAUCCUGCUCCCCCUCUGUCUGAAGCUGAUGAACUCCUUAACAAGUUUGUUUGCAAGAACAACGGUGUUUUGUUUGAGAAUCAGCUCUUACAGAUUGGCAUCAAGUCAGAAUAUCGCCAAAAUCUUGGGAGAAUGUACUUGUUCUAUGGUAACAAGACUUCAGUGCAAUUUGCCAGCUUCACCACCACGGUCACCUGUCCUGGGGAGCUCCAGUCUCAGCUUAACGUUCAAACCAAACCAGUGGAACCACUGGUAGAGGGAGGAGCCCAGAUCCAGCAAGUCCUCAACAUUGAGUGUCUAACAGAUUUUUCCGAUGCUCCACUACUCAACAUCAAGUUCAGAUAUGGAGGAGCUCUGCAGAACUUGAGCCUCAAGCUGCCUGUCACCAUCAACAAAUUCUUUCAGCCAACUGAAAUGUCCUCAAAUGAUUUCUUCCAGCGUUGGAAACAACUUAGCCAGCCUCAGCAAGAAGCACAAAAGAUUUUCAAGGCCAACCACAGCAUGGACACAGAAGUACUCAAGGCUAAGCUACUGGGAUUAGGAGCCGCCCUGCUGGACAAUGUUGAUCCAAACCCAGAGAACUAUGUGUCUGCUGGAGUGAUCCAGACCAAGGGUCAGCAAGUUGGCUGUCUGCUAAGACUGGAGCCCAAUGCUCAGGCUCAGAUGUACCGACUCACUCUGCGCUGCAGCAAAGACUCUGUGUCAAGGCGUCUCUGCGAGUUGCUGGCCCAACAGUUCUAG
This is a messenger RNA of Nerophis lumbriciformis (worm pipefish), 2937 nucleotides long. The record is from RefSeq and is a predicted model, not a curated record. Lineage: Eukaryota; Metazoa; Chordata; Actinopteri; Syngnathiformes; Syngnathidae.